Messenger RNA from Hyalella azteca, 2911 nucleotides. Its product is annotated as transcription factor SOX-10-like. Gene Ontology annotation, molecular function: DNA-binding transcription factor activity, RNA polymerase II-specific; RNA polymerase II cis-regulatory region sequence-specific DNA binding. The coding region runs from base 311 to 1930 and encodes 539 amino acids. NCBI's taxonomy places the organism in Eukaryota, Metazoa, Arthropoda, Malacostraca, Amphipoda, Hyalellidae. Gene Ontology annotation, biological process: cell differentiation; regulation of DNA-templated transcription; anatomical structure morphogenesis. The transcript is spliced from 2 exons. The record is from RefSeq and is a predicted model, not a curated record.
UAGCGCUCUGGAGCUCGCCGAGUAAAGGUGUCGAUCAGUUGUUAGCGAAGUCGUCUUGACAGAGCUGGAGAUUGCGAUAGUUUGUGAAGAUUUUAUUUAAAGAAUACCAAGAUAAAUUGUGAACAGAGUUAUUGUCAAACGAUCGAGAUUUUGUCUGGAGUCUCUCGAUUCUUGUGCGGGGAUUUGACGAAGAAACUUUUGUGUGAAGUCUGAUGGUGUGAUGCUGAAGAGUGACCCAUGAUUGAACAUUCCCUAUUUGUUUUUGAACUAAAUUUGUGAUUUGAGAAAACUGUAUCUAGCUAUCAAAAAAAUGGCGCCUUGCGUUGCUUUCGGUUCUCAACGAGUGACCGAAGAUUCUGCCACUCCUUACAGUGAUGCAACUCAGACGAAGAAGCACAAGCCGAACCACGUGAAAAGACCCAUGAAUGCCUUCAUGGUUUGGAGUCAGAUGAGAAGAAAGUCUUCUCUCGGUUCUUCUCAUCACGCUGAGAUCUCUAAGAAGCUUGGCCAAGAGUGGCGAACUCUAACGGAUGAACAGAAGCAACCUUUCUAUGAUGAAGCUAAAAAUCUACGCAAACUGCACAGCAUUGAGUAUCCUUCGUAUAAAUAUCAACCCAAGAAGAAGUCAGAUCCUCUUAGACUACUCACUGCUACUGGGCGGGUAUCGAAGAAAAUGAAGCAAGGUCGCCGUAUAAUCUCCAAUCAGCCCGAAUUGCAGGGUCAAAACACUGGUGAGUUGAAGAUCACUUCACUGGCUAACUUGGCUAGCAUUGCUCAGCAUUCCGCUCCUGGAUACAUACCAGAAUCACCGGAGAGUCUGUGCAGUAGUGGGGGAUUGAAAUCAAGUCCGGCAUGGUCGGAAAUAUCUUCUUCUGGUCCAACCAGCUGUGCGGGCAGCAACUCUUUCGCGGACUUCCAUACUCAAGACUACGAGUCUUUGCUUGAAAAACUCACAAGCACCGUGGCCGACACAAGGGCCUCAGCGAUGCCUGACGGAAUGUUCAGGGUUGUGGAUCAGAAGCACUCCGAUGCACUAAGUUUCCACACUCCUCCUUCUUCGCCUGGUACUUCUAUCAACACAGUUUCCUCUCCAUUAGUUUCAGUGUCUCAAGCACCAACUCAGGAGUUGUUUGCGCCAUCAACGUACCUCAGCAGUUUGCCUAAUCACUCACUUGAUCAUUCCUUUACUUAUAAUGGCCGGGUGAGAAUAGACCCUGCCUUCUUCAGCCAACCGGAAAUCGGGCAGAACUUAUCUAAUUCAUCUAACAAUGAUCUCCAAUCGUCAGGACCAGCGAUGAUUUCUUGUCAAGUAACGCCUAAUUCGCGACUGAUUAGGCAAGAUCUUCCACCGCCUGAAAUUUUGAAUGAAGGUAUUACAGGGAGAGGACAAACACAAGAGCAAUUAACGCUGUCUCCCGAAGAGCUUUUCUUCAGUGCGAUUACUCAUGGUCAGAUUAAUUCUCUACCCGAAAGCCACAUCUUUCCAAGCCCUAAGAUUGAGGCGGCUUGUUCGUUCAACUCCCAGCUUUCAAAUUUUCAGUCAAACAAUUUUAGUGUUGAUACCAAUGUAUUUGGUUCCAGUCAGUCAGUAGCUACUAACAUGUCACCGGUGAAGGUGGAACCAACGAUAUCAAACUCAAGUGACUUAAUCACUUUGCCAGAAAGUAACUUUUCGCUGGACGACGCCUUAGAUGACGUCUUGACAUAUCUCGAUAUUCCUUGUGCUCAGUUGAACUCAGAGUGUGAAUCUGACUUACCUCCUUGUUCCUUUUUCUCUGAUAAUGAUGUGCAAGAAUUACUUGAAGGUGUAUCGGCAUUUCAAACAACACAGAUGAACUAUUACGAUCAUGCAUUUAAAAAUAAUUUUGUAGAUACACAGUGUAGAGAUCCCUUGCUAGCAUCCACCGCUUAUCAUACUCAACAUCUUUGAUAGGUAAUCGUAUGCUUAGUUAAAGCGGUCAAAGUACUGGGACGGUUUUGGUGAUAAUGCUUGCAGGUGUCCUUAAUUAUUUUGCAAUCAGUUGAACAUUGAUGUACACUAUAUGUAAAUAAUUUUUUAAAAUAGAUUCUGACAGCUAGAUUACUUUUGAAAAGUUGUACUUACUGUAUCUGACGUGAGAAUUUGAAUAAGUGCCUUGUCGAAUUACUGUUGCUGCCUGACAAACAAGUUACCUGUUUACCGUUGAAACACUGGUUCUUAUAGAUCACUCGUUCCAAUUUUCUGUAGUUCUAAAACAACACUUUUAUACUCUCACUGGGCUUUACAACCUCAUCUAUAUUAUUCCAGUUGUUGAUGAUCGUGCACAUUUCCCUGUUACAUAUCAUGCUUGUAUAAAUUGAAGCUUAAAGUAAAAGUUCUGCAGUUUUUCGUGUGUGAUAACCUAUGACGCGAAUGCUUGUGUAGUCAAAUGCUGUUUUCGGGCCGCAUAACGUUCCAGACAAAGAGUGCAGUGAAAGAUGCGCAUUGAGGACUGAAUAUAUUGAAAAUGAAAAGUUUGCGUGUCUCAGGAAAGAAAGUGUUCGCAGUGUUUUUGGUCGGAAAUUGAUCUCAUUGCUCAUAAUUUUCCGUUAUAUUACAUCGAGAGGAAUGUUAUCUUCGGCUCUCGCCUUAUUUUACCGACUUCAGUAUUUAUGUUUAGCUGCGUCGUUGAACUCAGAGAAAUUCACAUACGUGUAAAUGUUUUGUUCAAUGAAGUUUUUAGACGCACAUAUAUUCAGUUCUCAGAUAAAGACUCGUUAAGUGCCAUUGAUGAAUAAGUUGCUCAUAUCAUAGCGAAGCAAGACAUUUCUAGCUCCGUAUAUAAUUUUUAUUAGUUUCCUGCAGAAAUGACUUGUGCUGAACUUUUUACGUUCAGCGAUCGUAUUUUUGAUCAAUGAAAUUAUUAUGAAAAAAAUGGAGCAAUUUCAGGAC